AGCGGUGCCCGGAACCAAAGGGGCACAAUGGCCCACAGCCAGUCUCGGAAGCGAUCGCGAAGCAGGAGCAAAAGCAAUUCUCGGAGCAGACAGGAGAAAAAGGAGAAGAAAAGGAGGAAAAGCAGCAAGGACUCACACCAGGGCAGCAGCUCUCCUCCGAGGAAGCGGACCUCUGGGUCUCACAAACACAAGUCAAGCUCAGCAGCAGCUAAGGAAGAAAAGAAGAAGGAAGGAAAGGACAAAAAGAAGAGGAAGGCAAGUACCUCUUCCUCUCAGACAUCAUCUUCAUCCACCAGCUCCUCCUCAUCUUCGUCUUCCUCCAGCUCCUCUUCUGAUGACUCCAGUGACAGUGACUCCAAAACAAAGAAGAGUCGACACAGCAAAAAAAAGCGAGUGAAACAGAAAGACAAAAAGAAGAAGAAGAAGAAGAGAAUAAAGAAGAAAUCAAAAAAGAAGUCAAAGGAAAGAGCUAAGGAGGAGAAAGCCAAGGAAGAAGUGAUGCCUGGCCCCUCACUGGAGCAGUGGCAGAAGGAGUCACUCACCUGCUGAAGCCAGGUUUUGACAGAUGAACAAAAAUCCCGAAUCCAGGCUAUGAAGCCAAUGACAAAGGAAGAAUGGGACGCGAGGCAGAGUGUCAUAAGGAGAGUCGUGGAUCCCGAAACGGGGAGAACCAGGCUUAUUAAGGGAGAUGGAGAAGUACUAGAAGAAAUCGUCAGCAAGGAGAGACACAAGGAGAUUAACAAGCAAGCCACCCGGGGGGACGGGCUGGCCUUUCAGGCGAGGACGGGGAUGCUGCAGUGA
This is a messenger RNA of Charadrius vociferus (killdeer), 801 nucleotides long. It is a transcript of the gene ARL6IP4, whose product is annotated as ADP-ribosylation factor-like 6 interacting protein 4. The transcript is spliced from 6 exons. NCBI's taxonomy places the organism in Eukaryota, Metazoa, Chordata, Aves, Charadriiformes, Charadriidae. The record is from RefSeq and is a predicted model, not a curated record.